Molecule: messenger RNA, 471 nt
Organism: Erinaceus europaeus (western European hedgehog)
Lineage: Eukaryota; Metazoa; Chordata; Mammalia; Eulipotyphla; Erinaceidae
Gene: CRB3
Product: crumbs cell polarity complex component 3
Exons: 4
Coding region: 1-312 (103 amino acids)
Source: RefSeq, a predicted model, not a curated record
AUGAGGGAAACAGUGCAGGGAGAGAGGCCAGCACCGGAACCCCACACGCAUAACAGCACCACUCCGGCGACCAGCUCCCAGCCCAAUGGAGCCUUGUCCCAGGAGGCCAUUACUGCUAUUAUCGUCGUCUUCUCACUCCUGGCCGCCCUACUCCUGGCCGUGGGCCUGGGGCUCCUGGUCCGGAAGCUUCGUGAGAAGAGACAGACAGAAGGCACCUACAGGCCCAGCAGCGAAGAGCAGUUCUCAAAUGCAGCCGAGACCCAGCCUCCCCAGGAACGCAAGGACACCGUACGGGGGUGCCUUCCCAUCUAGUCGCUCCCCGCGCCCCAAUUCUACUUCCCUCUCCGCCCACCCCGCCUUUAUUUCUUUAGUUUUUCCUUUUUCCCCAUCUGUCUUCACUGCUGUGUGACCUAGGGGGGACACCAAGCCCUCUCUGGGCCCUAGCCAGUGCUUAACAACAGAAGAAAUGCC